Molecule: messenger RNA, 2702 nt
Organism: Chelmon rostratus (copperband butterflyfish)
Lineage: Eukaryota; Metazoa; Chordata; Actinopteri; Chaetodontiformes; Chaetodontidae
Gene: mepceb
Product: methylphosphate capping enzyme b
Exons: 8
Coding region: 465-2345 (626 amino acids)
Biological process (GO): rRNA modification; snRNA modification
Molecular function (GO): O-methyltransferase activity; snRNA binding; rRNA (adenine-N6,N6-)-dimethyltransferase activity
Source: RefSeq, a predicted model, not a curated record
UUAAAGCUAGAAGAUAUCCUCAGCUCCAAGCGACAGUUUUAUUAGAAGUCACGAGUCCUCGACCCGCACACACACACUGACACACGCACUCAUGCUCACGGAGAGGUCGGCGGGAGCUCGUUGUCCCGCACAGAGCGAGCUUUCGGGCAUGUUUUUGUAGUUGUUUUUCUGUAGGGGGUGUGUGUUAGCUCCACGCUAGCCACUGCCUGCAUUUUAGCAGGACGUGGCUAGCUGGAGAAGCUAACUGUUUACCAGUUUGUUUCUUGGUUAGUUUGAAUUAUUCAUGACGACCGUCCGUGAUUGGUGGAGUGAGCGCCAGGGGCGGGGUUAGAGAGUGCGGAUGUAUGUGCGGGCCCAUUAACAGCGCUCAGAGACCGAGGUGCAGGUCUGGACAACAAGUGGACUGUUGGUGGUCUCUGCAGGACAGAAUUACUGUGAUUGGCUGAUCUGUGUGCACGUGGAAGAUGAUCAAGAUGUCAUUGGACAAAGAGACUGUCCUUCCUCACGAGGUCAGCCCUUCCUUCCCCGCCACUGCCAGCCUAUCAGAGCAACCGCAGCUGGCUAAGACACACCCCCUCCGUCCUAAAAAUGGCCUCCAACCGCCCGGCAACAGUCAGCCCCCCCUCACCACCUCCGCUCCCCUUGCUCAGCGAGUCACGAAGAGGCGAUACUCCAUGGGCGUCGGCUUCAAGGGCCUGGCCAAGCGCCGUCGGCGAGCCAAUAGUGACAGCCAAUCAGAACCCGUGCUGCCAAGUCACUUCCUGUUGGGUGGGAAUAUCUUUGACCCACUGAACCUCAACUCGUUAUUGGACGAAGACGUCAACAAAGCAACCAAUCAGGAGACACCAAAGUCCUCGCCCCUCCCAUUGCGGGGCGGAGACCCUGUAGAGAUCCUGGUUCCACGUGACAUCACAGACCCCCUGAACCUGAAGGGAGGGGGAGGGGACGGGAAGGGUGAUGGGGGAGUUCUUCUGUCCCCCUUGAAGUCCAGGAGGAGACACAGGAACAGACACCAUGGAGGGGGAGGAGAGAGAGAGGUGAUACCAGCUCGACUGUUUCGCUCCACAGCUGGACUGACAGUUCCUCCGUUAGCCACAGAGGGCAGUGUUUCCGCGUCUCCUCUCCCCUGUGAACUCAACACAGCCAUCACCUGUCGAGAUGACAUAGCCCCGCCCCCCAUCCUCCCCAGAAGACACACCCACCCUCCGCCAGGCCACACCCACAAGCCUAGUAACCAGCACGAUGGUCGCCAGCGGAGACGGCGCCGCACCACCUCGACGAGGUCGGCAGAUACCAUGGCAACCAAAGCUCAGCCAACCAAAUUCCACACACCACUGGUGGGAGGGGCUAAAGCCAGCAGCUUUGGAGGAACACAGCCCGGCUCCGCUCCGCCACCAGAGAGGAAGAAGGACAAACACCGCUACCAGUAUGGCAACCACAGCUGUUACUAUGGCUACCACGGUUUCUACGGUGACGGGGGAGAGGGCCGGGUCGGGGCGGAAGAGGACACGCGGCUCCGCCUCCUGGAAGACAAUUGGUUCAGAGACAAGAAGGUGCUGGACGUAGGCUGCGGCGCCGGUCACAUGACGCUUGCCGUCGCCCGGAGGUUUGACCCCGUUCACAUCCUGGGGGUGGAGUUAGAUGAGCGAUUGGUCCACGCUGCCAAGCAGAACAUCAGGCACUUCCUGUCACAUGACCUGGUGGUGGCGGACAGGAUGAGGAGGAGGAGAGGAAUGCUGGGAACGUUUUCUUCCUGUUCUCCAAGGAAGAGGGAAGGAGGAGAGGAAGAGGAGGUGAAGGAGGAGGAGGAGGAUGUUGGGAAUGUGAUGGAGGAGUUCCAGCAGGCUCGGUCUCUCCUCUCUUUUCCCCUGUCGUUCAGGGUGAGUCGAGGUCCCCUAGCUCCUCCUCCUCUCCUCCCUCCAUCAUCACCAUCGUCAUCCAGGUUCCCCAACAACAUCACCUUCAUACAGGGCGACUAUGUCUCAGAGCAGGAGGUGUGGCCUGGGCGUGGCCAGUAUGAUGUCAUCAUGUGUCUGGGCGUGACAAAAUGGGUGCAACUGCAGUCAGGUGACGCAGGCGUGGUCAGACUGUUCAGACAAGCCUAUCAGAGCCUGUCGCCGGGCGGGUUAUUCAUUCUGGAACUGCAACCGUGGAGCAGCUACAGCCGCAGCAAGAGGGCCUCGGAGACCACAUCUCGUCACUACAGGACUGUGAGACUGAGACCUGAACAGUUCACCUGCUACCUGACUGACAGUGUUGGCUUCACCUCAUACCGACUCCUCAAACAGACAGGUAACCAGCGGCCACUCUACCUGUUCCACAAAGGCCCCGCCCAGAGGAAGUGAGGUCACCAGGACAGGGUGUGACAUGUGUCUCGGAGGCAUUGCAGGAAGUGCAGCCCAUUGUCCUCCCAUUUCCAUGGCAACAGGCCUGGACUGACUAACAGAUGGAGAGACAAGGGAGUUGAUUGGUCCUUGUGUUUUACUGGGAGCUCACACCUCAUUGGCUGAACAGUUGAGCGACUUUAGUGACUGUUUGAUGACAUCACAGCACAGAAGAGAAUAAACUCAAUCUGAUUGGACAGCAGGGUUUCAGUGAACGUGAUUGGACGCUGACAGGAAGUGACACGUCUGCGCCGGUCAUCGUUUGACUGCUGCAGUUUUUUUUGUUUUGUGAAAAUAAAGAAUUGAUCUGAUGCUGGU